Clupea harengus (Atlantic herring) is the source of this 1130-nucleotide messenger RNA. Lineage: Eukaryota; Metazoa; Chordata; Actinopteri; Clupeiformes; Clupeidae. The record is from RefSeq and is a predicted model, not a curated record.
UGAGACCGUGGACCUGCCACACUGACCGACACAGCAGUUGUUAAUGCCCAACACAGCAGUUGUCAAUGCUACCGCCCCAUUUAAUUGCGCAAACUCCGUUUUUCUCCUUCACGAUGCCCUACCUUGGCAAGUAGCUAGCUAGUUGUGGGCUAACAACCGGGCAAGCAAGCGACGGAAGAGGCUAGCUAGUGAGGACUGUUGUGCUGUGGCAUUGUAUUACCGCAACCAAGAAAAGGCAGAAUGGCUGUACCUCCCUCAUACUCAGACUUGGGCAAAGCUGCCAAGGAUAUCUUCAGCAAGGGCUAUGGUUUUGGCAUUGUGAAGCUGGAUUUGAAAACCAAAUCCCAAAAUGGAGUGAUGGAGUUCAACACUUCUGGCUCCACCAACACUGACACAGGCAAGGCCGGGGGCAACCUGGAGACCAAAUACAAGAUGAAGGAGAUCGGCUUGUCCUUAACGCAGAAAUGGAACACGGACAACACCCUUGGCACUGAGGUGGCUGUUGAAGACCAGCUGGCACAGGGGCUGAAAGUAGCCCUCGACACCUCCUUCGUCCCAAACACAGGGAAGAAGAGCGGCAAGCUGAAGUCCAGCUACAAGCGUGACUUCAUCAACCUGGCCUGUGACCUCGACUUUGAGGGUCCCAUAGUUCACUCCUCCGCCGUCCUGGGCUACGAGGGCUGGCUGGCUGCCUAUCAGAUGGCCUUCGACACGGCCAAGUCCAAAAUGGUCCAGAACAACUUUGCUCUUGGCUUCAAGGCCAAAGACUUCCAGCUUCACACCAACGUGAAUGAUGGAACAGAGUUUGGUGGCUCUAUUUACCAGAAGGUAAAUGAUCAGUUGGAGACUGCUGUUACCCUGGCUUGGACCGCAGGCAGCAACAACACACGAUUUGGUAUUGCUGCCAAAUACCAGCUGGACAAGGAUGCCUCUGUCUCUGCCAAAGUGAACAAUGCUAGUCUCAUUGGAGUUGGCUAUACUCAGAGCCUGCGGCCAGGAGUGAAACUCACUCUCUCUGCGCUAGUCGAUGGCAAGAAUUUCAACUCGGGAGGCCACAAGGUUGGCAUGGGAUUCGAACUGGAGGCAUAGAGGUCCUUCUUGGAAUGAGACAAAUAAAUGAUAAAAAAAGA